This is a messenger RNA of Diospyros lotus (date-plum), 3211 nucleotides long. RefSeq names its product light-inducible protein CPRF2. The coding region runs from base 45 to 1421 and encodes 458 amino acids. The record is from RefSeq and is a predicted model, not a curated record. The transcript is spliced from 6 exons. Gene Ontology annotation, molecular function: DNA-binding transcription factor activity. Gene Ontology annotation, biological process: regulation of DNA-templated transcription. NCBI's taxonomy places the organism in Eukaryota, Viridiplantae, Streptophyta, Magnoliopsida, Ericales, Ebenaceae.
AUACAUACAAGUAGUAUUGGAGAGAGAGACAGAGAGAGGGAGAGAUGGAUAGGGUGUUUUCAGUGGACGACAUAGCGGACCAGUUCUGGUCGCCGCCGCCGGUAAUAUUGGGAGGUGCGGCGGAGGAGGAUGCGUCGUCGUCGAAUUCGAAGGUGAAGCCGAUGACGGUGAUGAAUCGGAGCUCAUCGGAGUGGGCCUUCCAGAGGUUCCUCCAGGAGGCCCACAGCAAUACCGCCGCCACCACCACCACCACCACCAUCACCGUGUCCGAGUCCUCGCCUUCGUCUUACUCUUCCCCUUCCGCUACUGUCUGCGGCGGCGCUCCGUCGACGAGGCCUGACAAGGACGUGGUCGAGAUCAAAGAUCGCCAAUCUCAGUCUCAUCAACACCAACAUCAUCCGACGACUAUCAAUUCGGCGCCGCCGCCGAACGUUUCCGUUGAUUCGGAGGAGUAUCAGGCUUUCCUCAAGAGUCGUCUCAAUUUGGCCUGCGCUGCUGUCGCCAUGACUCGGGCACCUUAUGUAAAACCUCAAGAAUCUGCUGAUGUUGCUGAAAAUGGAUCUCAUAUGUCCAGUACUUCACAAUUGGGAUCUCAGGCUCCUGGCAAAGAAACUAAUUCUGAUCUAAAAAAAGGACAAAAUAAGGAUGCUAGUGAGCCACUUGGCAUUUCUUCCUUGUCAGCAACGCAAAAGAAAUCUGUGUGUCAGGUGAUAUCAGCUACAAGUGGAUCAUCAAGAGAGCAGUCAGACGAUGAUGAAGCCGAAGGAGAAGCAGAAACAACACAAAACAUGGACCCUGCUGAUGUAAAACGCACAAGGAGAAUGAUUUCAAAUAGAGAAUCAGCUCGGCGCUCUAGAAGAAGGAAACAGGCUCAUUUAACUGAGCUUGAAACACAGGUUUCUCAAUUACGAGUUGAAAACUCUUCCUUGCUGAAACGUCUGACUGACAUAAGUCAAAAGUACAGUGAAGCAGCUGUUGACAACAGAGUCCUAAAAGCCGACGUUGAGACGUUAAGAGCUAAGGUCAAGAUGGCUGAAGAGACCGUUAAAAGGGUUACUGGAUUGAAUCCGUUGUUUCAAGGCAUGUCUGACCUGUCCAGCAUGGGCAUGCCAUCAUUUGCCGGUAGCCCGUCAGACACAUCGGCAGAUGCUGCUGUUCCGGUCCAAGAUGGGCCAGAACAACAGUUUUAUCAGUCUGCUCCUAAUGGUAUGCCCGACCAGGGUCCAAGAACCACUAAAUCCGGUUUCUCAGACAUUCCAUCAGUAGAUAAUGUAGAGCACAAUCCGGCGACAAUGGCAGCCGGGGGAAAUAAGAUAGGCAGAACAACUUCGAUGCAGCGAGUGGCUAGCUUGGAGCAUUUGCAGAAACGGAUUUGUGGAGAUACAAGUCCUUGUGGAACUCAGUGCAGCGGGGAGCAGUAGCAGCAAAAGAGAAGAAGCCCUACCCUACUGCAAUUCAGGUUUUGUUAAAGGGAAGCAUCUUGGUUAAAUAUAUUCUGAUUCAAGGCUUCCUCCUAUUCUUUUGGCUCUAUCGCAUUGUGAAGACCACCCCAUAUACAUUUCAUUAUUAUGUGCUGCUAUCAAACAGCUUGAUUUAUUAUUGUAGUUCCUUUUGCAUCAUCAUUUUUUAGGAUAAUAACAGACAAUUUCUGACACAUAACAUAAUGUUACAAUUAAAAAGACAACAUCUUCACAUAAUUUUUAUGAUGUUUUUGUACAUCAUUUGUUGAUUUGUCGUGAAGUUUUUGGACUUUUUUUUUUUUUGCUGUCUGUAUUAUGAACUCAGAUUGAAGAGCUUCUUCCAGUUGACCAUUCAAAAUCAAGCCCGGGGAAAAAGUCUCAAGUUAGGGUUGCCUGUAGUAUGAUUAGUUGCUCGUCACGAGCUUUAUCUUAAUUUAAAGGUGAAAGAAUUACAACCUAACAAGAGAUCCGGGUGGUCCUAUGGACACAGUCUCGAGUGCGGCCUGCACUAACUAGGUUUUCCAAAUCUGAUUUUAAAGAACUAGUAAGAGGCAACAUCCAUAUCCAUGAUACAAGCUGAAAAGCUUUUGGAUGCGUAUAAAUCACAGAAAGAACAAAAAAUGAUAAAAUGCACCAUGCCAAUACAAAGUCUAAAGGUCACUCUGCCUUCUCAACAUAAACUGUUAGCCCUGUUUUUCUUCAAUACAUGCGUAGGCAAAAAGCGCUGAAUUGAAAAUGUACAGUAUACAAAAGCAGGAACCUCAUCAAUUGUCAAGAUCUUGGAAAACUGGGUUUGCCUCAAGUUGCUCUGCAAAUUUCUCAAGUAUUUUCUUCACGAAUAACCGAAAUUCCUCUUCUGAUCCAGCAGCAGCACUUUCUGAGUUUCCUACAUCUGCAAAAACUGCAUCGUAGAGAAAAGCAACAGAUUCGCCUGCUUUUGGUGAUGGCAGCCCAAGUUCCUUCGCAUUUUCCUCUAGAAAAUCCCUGAUUAUGUCUGUCCUCUCCGCACUCUUUUCCAGCUGCAAAAUUCUCUCUAGGACAGCAUUCAAUUUCUCCUUACUGGCCAGAAGCUGAUUUUUUUUGAGAUAUUGUCAGAACUAGCAUAUACAUAGAGAUCCAAAAUUUCCCACUACAGAUCAUAUAAUGGGCCAACUCUUGAUGCAUGCUAGCUCUUUGUUGCACAAGUAUAAAUCAAAAUCUAAGUACUUCACAAUUCCUUCCAAAUUCUUAAAUUACCCAAAGUUUCAAGGAUCAAAGCCAAUACUCCCACUUUCAGCUUCAAGUAGGUACUAAUUUGCGUGUCAAGACUCAAGAAUGACCAAAAGAAUAAGGACCCAAGUAUUUCCUCAAUUCCAAAUUACUUGGACAACUAACAAACUCAAAAAGUUUAUUAUCAACAUGCAAAAUGGAUUGAGAACAUAAAAAGCAUUGCAAGCAGUAAUGGAGAUUCUGAGGAAGAUUACCACACAUCAUCAGUAAGAUGACCGCUGCUCUCCAAACAGAAUAUUUCAUUAAGAUAUCUAGUAAGGGGUUUAUGUAGGUAAAACACAGGUGCACAAGCUUUACCUUUCUUAGCUUAGAACCAUUAACGACCUUGAUACUCUGGGUGACCACAACAGGCUUUUCAGCAAGGGUAUCUGCCAGCUCUUGCAUAAUUGGCUGAAGGACUUCAGCAAAUUGUGAUUGCCCCAGUUCCUCAUUCCCCACGGCACCAUGCUUCUGUAAUAUCUCAUUCAGGAAGGGAAAUUCUG